UGUUUAUAUAACACAACACGCAUUUAUUUAGGUCCCGUCAAGUCAGUUAAAUGGCAUUAAAAGUUGUAUUAAUACGUCAAUGUCCAUAGGAGACCUUGAAUUAUUAAGCUGAACUUGAUCCGCAUGUGAACAUAAACUGGCAUCUCAUCUCUCUGUAAAUUACAAUAGUAUGCACACUCAGCACUUCACCUUCAACAUUGUAACAAUUUUCCUGACAAAAAAAUACAUUUUAUUGUUCUAAUUGUUGGGUACGAAAUCAAAUCAUAAUAAAAUUAUUGAAAUAUCACCUUCAACAGGUGUGAGUUUCGUGUUUUGAGCAUAUUCCGACCUUAUGUAAUUCAAAUUAAGCCAUGACGCUGACAGGGUUAACUUAACCAGAGUUCGUUAAUAUGAGUAUGAAUUAAGAGUUCAAGAGCACUCAUCGUUAUCAGGACACACCACUCAUUUAAUCCAAUCGUUAAGUUACAUCAUAUCAUAAUAAUACCAGGUUUUAGUUUAGUGCAUAACUGAUACUGCGUGUGGGAGUAAAGCAAAAUUAAAUGGACAAUUUGGCACAUUCCGUAUCUAAUUUUUUCCAAGUCUUGAUCAACCGUUCCCUGUGAAGCAUGAGUAGAAAAAGUAUUUUGGCGUUCAAUAAGUCUCUCGUAAGACUUUUGCCAUCUUCAAGCCAUCCUAUUCCAAUAUGGACCGUAUUAUUAAGCGGACCGAGUACUUUCAGAGUGCAUGAGAGCCACUCCCACAGAAAAUGCUAUUCUCAAAAUCAUUCUUCAAAAUUUAAUUAUUCAUCUGAGCAUGAAAAUGCAUCGGGUGAAAGUUGGAACAAAAGUGGAAUUUUUGGAGCAUUUACCGGCCUAACCCUUGCCGCAUACGUGGCGUGGAGAAAGUCAGAGCAGAAUGGAGUUCAUGCUGCCACAGUACGGAUGGAAUCAGAGGAAAUAAAAAAGGAUCUUCCAACUUACAAAAGUUCUGAAGUGGCAGUGCACUACAAUCCCGAGACGAAGAUUUGGGUAACUUUUAAACGAGGAGUUUACGAUGUUACUGAAUUUGUGGAAAAGCAUCCCGGAGGCUCAAGAAUCAUGAUGGCAGCUGGAGCAUCACUCGAACCAUUUUGGGAACUAUAUCCCGUCCACCAGAGACCCGAUGUGUUUCAGAUCCUUGCAAAGUACAGAAUAGGCAAUCUCUCAGAGGAAGAUGUACUAGAACAACAACAACCUGCAGAAGAUCACUUCAAAAAUGAGCCGAAACGACAUCCAGUCUUAAAACAGAGGUCACUAAAACCGUUCAACGGAGAAACUCCGCCUUCUAUUUUGGCUGAGCAGUUUUAUACGCCAAAUGACGUCUUUUACGUUCGUAACCACCUCCCAGUCCCACAAGUGGAUGUCAAAUCGUAUUGUCUCGAAAUUGAGGGAAUUUCCAUAAAAUCUUCCAGUUUGCGGUUGGACGAUGUCAAAAAAUUCCCUAAAGUGACCAUAGCCGCGACCAUCCAGUGUGGUGGGAAUCGUAGAUCUGACAUGUCAAAGGCGAAACCUUCGGCUGGUUUAGCCUGGUCCGGAGGAGCGAUUGGGAAUGCAAAAUGGACCGGAGCCAGCUUAAAGGAUAUUCUCAAAAAGGCAGGAUUCGACCCCAAAAAAUAUCCACACCCAGAGAAAGUCCAUGUUCAGUUUGAAGGGCUGGACAGCGACCAAUCUGGUGAAUGUUACGGAGCCUCAAUUCCACUCACUUACUUUUUGGACGAAAAUUUUGAACCUGUACUCGCCUACGAAAUGAACGACAAAAGUAUUCCAAUCGACCACGGGUUUCCCUUGCGCGUGAUUCUGCCAGGAAUCGUGGGAGCAAGAAGUGUCAAGUGGUUAUCCCGAAUCAUCAUAUCCAACCAAGAAUCUCAGUCCCUGUGGCAGCAGAGGGACUAUAAAGUGUUCAGCCCGUCGGUCACAAUGGAAUCUGUAGAUUUCAACUCGGCCCCUGCCAUCAUGGACACGCCUGUCACCUCGUAUAUUUGCUCGCAUGAGGAUGGACAAGUGGUAGCACAGGGGAACAUCAAAAUGCAGGGGUACGCCUUUUCUGGGGGUGGGAGAGGAAUUGUACGGGUGGAAAUUUCUAAAAAUCGAGGCAAUACGUGGGAAGUAGCUACAAUUAAGCACAAAGCUCCGUCGGCAGCAAGAAAUUGGGCCUGGGUCAUGUGGGAGGCGGAAGUAGCUGUGAACAAGCAGGACAAAGAGAUCUGGGUGAAAGCUGUCGACACGGGGUACAAUCAACAGCCCGAAGACUUUAAGAAUGUUUGGAAUUAUAGAGGACUCGUGUCCACUGCAUAUCAUAAGAUUACAUUAAAUGUCAAAUAAUAAGUUGCUGCGUGUUAGUAUUAUUAUAAAAAUUGAGGAGUAUUGAUCACUAGUUCAGAAAACAUUUCGUUAUUUACUUAUAUGAAUUUAUAUAAGAUAACUAUUUGACACAGUAAUCAUAAUAAAGAUAAAAAGAUAUAAUAAAGAUAUUAAACAACUA
Messenger RNA from Folsomia candida, 2499 nucleotides. Its product is annotated as sulfite oxidase. The record is from RefSeq and is a predicted model, not a curated record. Lineage: Eukaryota; Metazoa; Arthropoda; Collembola; Entomobryomorpha; Isotomidae. Gene Ontology annotation, molecular function: oxidoreductase activity; heme binding; molybdenum ion binding. The coding region runs from base 606 to 2339 and encodes 577 amino acids. The transcript is spliced from 9 exons. Gene Ontology annotation, cellular component: mitochondrion.